Molecule: messenger RNA, 2379 nt
Organism: Arabidopsis lyrata subsp. lyrata
Lineage: Eukaryota; Viridiplantae; Streptophyta; Magnoliopsida; Brassicales; Brassicaceae
Product: protein JINGUBANG
Exons: 1
Coding region: 637-2064 (475 amino acids)
Molecular function (GO): protein binding
Source: RefSeq, a predicted model, not a curated record
CGAAAAAAAAAGGUAUUUUAGGCAGUAAAGCUAUGUGAAAUGAGCUAUGGAGGAGAUUUGAGUACCUUUCGGCUUACGUGCCUAAUAUUCCAAUGUAUCUGAAACUCAAAUACAUUUUACAAAGAAUGUUCUUAUUCAAUGUAAUAGCUAGAGUACAUGUAAAGCCCACGGAAAAGAAAAAAUUCGAUGGAUAUAGUUUAGGAAAAAUCAUAGAAGCUUCCUCUAGUAACAACCACGUGUGAAGCACCCCUAUCACAUAUCACAAAUGACCAAUCUCUUGGCAAUUUCGUGUCUGUAUAUAAGUGUGCAUGUACAAGAUCAAUUCUCGCAACCUAUAAACAAUUUCCUAAGACUCGUUUGACAAACCAAAAAAACUUCUUAAAAGUCAAAAUUUGCUCUAGACCCUCCAAUUUUCCGUAAAAAACUCCAUAAAAGUCUCUGUCCCUCUUUGCCAACCAAAAUCUACAAACACACAUUAUUCUUCGACUAUCUUAUUCAUAGCGAUCACAACCCCAAAAAAAGAAAUCCCCCUAAUCAAAAAAAAAAAAAAACUAAGAAGAGAUUUUAUCAUUAUUCUAUUUCCAUUUUUUGAAAAAAUCAAGCAUUUGACUUUUGUGAUAAGAUUUGAAGAAAGAGAUGAGGAAUGAAACGGGUGGUACAAUGGUCGUUGAUCUCCAAACCGAUCCAUAUAACAACAAUCACAGUCGCCAUAAUCUGAGCCGCGACGGAAUAUUCCCUCCCGACGAUCCCAUCAUUGUCAACAGCAACGUAACUCACCAGCGGUUUAGCAGCGUCUCCGCCUCGACCAUGAGCAGCGGUCCGGCCAGCGGAGAAGGUUCUCCUUGCGUAAUGUCGCCUUGGGCCCGCGUGUCGCCCCCUUGGGGUGCGGAUUUCAACGAAGACAAUGUCCUCGAGACCAACGGUCUCAUUGGAUCUAUUGUAAGAAAAGAAGGGCAUAUAUACUCGCUAGCCGCUUCUGGUGACCUUCUCUACACGGGCUCCGAUUCGAAGAACAUUAGGGUUUGGAAGAAUUUGAAGGAACACGCCGGGUUUAAAUCCAGUAGUGGGCUCAUUAAAGCCAUUGUGAUAUUCGGAGACCGAAUCUUUACAGGCCAUCAAGAUGGGAAGAUCCGGAUUUGGAAGGUUUCGAAGAGAAAACCGGGAAAACACAAGCGGGUUGGAACAUUGCCGACAUUUAAAUCAAUGGUCAAGAGCUCCGUAAACCCUAAGCAUUUCAUGGAGGUACGCCGCAACAGAAACUCCGUGAAGACGAAGCAUAACGACGCCGUGUCUAGUCUUAGCCUGGACGUGGAGCUUGGAUUGUUGUACUCGAGUUCUUGGGACACGACAAUCAAAGUGUGGAGAAUCUCGGAUUCAAAAUGUUUGGAAUCGAUACAAGCACACGAUGACGCGAUAAACUCUGUAAUGUCCGGUUUCGAUGACUUGGUGUUCACGGGAUCCGCAGACGGCACUGUUAAAGUGUGGAAACGUGAGUUGCAAGGCAAAGGAACAAAACAUACGUUAGCUCAAGUUUUGCUCAAGCAAGAAAAUGCAGUCACGGCGUUGGCCGUAAAAUCAAAAUCUUCCAUCGUAUACUGCGGUUCCUCGGACGGGCUAGUGAACUAUUGGGAGCGUUCAAAACGGUCAUUCACCGGCGGAAUACUCAAAGGCCACAAAUCCGCAGUGCUUUGUCUAGCUAUAGCGGGGAACUUGCUGUUGAGUGGUUCCGCCGACAAGAACAUAUGCGUAUGGAGGCGGGACCCGUCUGACAAGUCCCAUCAGUGUCUCUCUGUUUUGACGGGACACAUGGGACCGGUCAAGUGCCUAGCCGUGGAGGAGGAACGGGCUUGUCAUAAGGGAGCAAAAGCCUCUGUGGCAGAGGGGGACCGGAAGUGGAUUGUAUACAGCGGAAGUUUGGACAAGUCGGUGAAAGUGUGGCGUGUGUCCGAGAGGAUGGCCACGUGGAGGGAAAUGGACGAGCCAGCAGCAUCUUCAGAGCGGAAGAGCUCUUCCUCUCCCCAUGAAGGGAGUGGCGCGUGGAGUUCACGCAAUGUGGAAAAAUAAAAAAAGAGUGGAGGAGCAUAGUGAUUAUUUACGAGUGUCCCGUCGUCGUUACUCAGUCACGAGGGCCAUCUUCACGCCGGGGAUGAGUCAAAAGGGUUGAUUUCAAUUUAAUGACCAAGUCAACGGGAGAGGUUUGUGCCACGUUAGCUGGUGAGAGAAUCAAAGUCGGGUUAAUGGUUUUCACGUAAUGAGUUUUUUCGCUUAAUUUUUCUGAAAAAAAAUUGUUUGAAACGAAAUUGUAUAUUAUUAUUUUUUCCUUAAAUUUGUAAAAUAACAAGAACAAAGACCGAAUCAAACAUGUUUGUUUUUCUUUAA